Messenger RNA from Anoplopoma fimbria (sablefish), 2735 nucleotides. Its product is annotated as coiled-coil domain-containing protein 138-like. NCBI's taxonomy places the organism in Eukaryota, Metazoa, Chordata, Actinopteri, Perciformes, Anoplopomatidae. The record is from RefSeq and is a predicted model, not a curated record. Bases 105 to 1994 code for a protein of 629 amino acids. The transcript is spliced from 16 exons.
CUCUUAAACGUCACGUGAUCAUUCAUCCGCUAAAUUUGGAUUGUGUUUUGUUUCUACUUUUUGUUCCCACCAUGACAACAAAGAGUUUGCAACAGUAAGUAGCUAUGAACCUGCAGUUUGAAGACUCCGAGUUGGCUGAAACAGUUGAGAAGCUUAAGCAGAAAUAUUUGCAGAGGAGGAAACAGUUGCCACCUCCAGAAGACAUUGACAUUACCUCAGCAACCAGUGAUGAGGCAGUUCAAAGGUUGAUUUUGGCCAACAGAUCCAAACGGCCAAGCAAAGAGUUGAAAUGCUACAGCAAAGCUUUGCACGAGCUGUUCAAAGCAGUCACCAACCAUCCUGACCAGUUUGGCAGUGAUCAUGGUCUGCAUGGCAGUAAUGAGGACCUGAGUGGGGACUCUACUGCCGCCCUACUUCAGGAUUCUCCGCUGCAUUUAACAGAUACAGAUGUGACCUUGCCCUCCUGUCUAGAUGGAAGCCCAGGGUCCCACGAAACCGAGACUAACGGUGAAUUGCAGAGAGCUCGCCAACAACGUCCCGUCUCAUGCCGUUCCUCUUCCUUAGUAUUAGCAAAUGUGUACCAGGAGAUGAUGACCAUCUAUGAACAGUUAAAGGCAGAGCGAGAAAGCCAACAGCAGUGGGAGAAGGAGCUGCAGGAAAGAGAGAGGAGGCUCAUGCAACAGGAGGAGGCUGUUGGGAGGCUUGCCGGGCUGGAGGAGAUGCUACACAUUCGUAUACCAGCUGAAGAGGAGAAACACCAGCAGGAGGUGAGCCAGCUGCAGGAACUCCUUCGAGAGAGGAGCAAGGAGAACAGGAGGCUCAAGUCCAGCUUCGACACCAUCAAGGAGCUGAAUGACUGCAUGAAGAAACAGUUGAAUGAGAUUAAUGAACAGAAUAAAAAGUUGGAGAGCCAAUCCAGGAGGGUGCAGGCUCGACUUGAGAACCUGCAGAGGAAAUAUGAGAACGGCACAGCACAGAGAGGCGGUCCAAAAGCGAGUGUUAAGAGCACAGAGUCUUUUAAACCAUCCAAAAAGGAGACGGUUGCAGCCUCCGGAAAGCCCAGCAACCAGCGCAGCUCCAGUCCCACCCAACUAAAGCUCCUGGCCCUUCUGCUGGACUGGGUACUCGAUGGACAGACAUUCUCAUCAGUAGCAGGAAACGAAGGGAAAGUUGUCGGCCAGUGCCUGCCCCCAGAGUUUGUUCUGAAUGAAAGAUGCCUCAAGGUGCUGCCGUUAUUAGCAGAUCAGCUUCAUCACACUUCUUUGUCAGAACCUGACCUUCUCCUCAAGCUUCUAUGCCUCAUCCACUGGGCUCUAAGACACAUGGACAACAGUACACAGCAUUUAGCACUAUCUGCCACCCUGCGGCGGAUUGGAGAGGAACUAUCAAAGCCCCCAGCCCAGUUAACGCUGCCUCAGUCUGAAGACCCAGACCUGCCCAAGCCCCACAGUGGGGCUGCUGGUGGACCCUGCAGGAGCUGGCCCCUUUACCGCAGCCCCUGUCCUCACACACGCAUCCUCUCCAGCCUCAUCAUCCUUCGCACUGUCACACAAGCUGAUGUGCUGGCCCAGGCUCUGGACAUACUCCGUACCGAACUGAUGUCCGAGGAGAGCCGCGGCCUAUUCAUCCGCUAUGGAGGAGUGUGUGUGCUGCUGUCCAUGCUUCAGGCUGGCCGUGGAGGUCUGCACACACCUGUGGACAUCCUCAUGCAGCUAACUGAACAGUCCCGCUACUUAAACCCCUUCAUGGAGGCAUGUAGCAGUAAGGAAUUUUUUCAAACGGCCUCCCAGCUUCUUAAAAACCCUCGUCUGGAGCUCCCAACGCUGGAGAAGAUCUCCAUCCUUCUACAGAAGCUCUCCAACAUCAGGAAGAACCGCCGUCUGUUUGAACGGUCCUCCCUCAACCUCCAAAUACAAGAACUUUAUCACAACGCCAACCAGACGCACACGUUCCUCUGCCUCAACCUUAGGUCCAUCCUCAACAACCUCAAAUAAAACACACACACACACACACACACACUGUGUUUUUGUGCCUCAUGCUCGACCUACGUGGUGUUUCAGUGCUUCAGCACGUCGCUUGGUCUUUCACAUGUGCUCAAACUGUUUUAAGCAUAUUUCAAACAAUGCAUUACUUCACGGUUCCAUCUCGCUCUACCUCAAAUAACACAUGCAGGCCGUUUCUUCAUAUGUAUAGUGUUAUGUUUUUGAAGUUCUUUUGUCUGUCCGAAUUACUUUCUUUAGUGUUGUGUAUGUUUUGCACUUCGUGACUGGUCUGUUAUUUCUGCGAUGGAAACGACUGUCUUGCUUGCCAGUGGCCUUAAUGGGUGUCUGAUGUGCUCAGAGGAAGAGAGGCUGUGACUGUGAAACUCUUUUAAUGACAAUAAACAAAAAGAACUGAAGGACAUUAACAUUAGACUGCCUAUGAAAUGCUAAAAUCCAUAUGUUUUGUAUAAAGUUGUCUUAUUUGUUUAUUCCAGAGCAUGGUUGGGUUGAUGGGAGUAAUGGUCUCAGUAUGGGACACACCGGUUGUGUUGGUUGACGGAGGAGAUUGGACGGACUGGAACAAUUACAGUUGUUAUUUAAAACGUACUCGGAAGUGCUUGGCUGGUUUGAAUUUGAAAAUGGUGCGUCCAAUUUUUAAGGCCCCUACAUCUGAAUUCCUAAAUUAACUGCAUGUUAGUUAUUGUGUUAAACUGGGUUUAGGUCAGGGUCAGAAGAUGGUGAGUUUGAUGAAAG